UUAAGAUUUGGGGUGGUUAUUGAACGCCACUCUACUGAUUCCUUCGCUCACCGCCAACCAUUUUCCAUCCAAAAUUUUCCAAACUCCAAUUCUCUGCUCUGCUUUCAUGUCAAAUAACCAUACUUCAAUCAUAUCCCUCCUUCGAAUUUCUUUAUUUCUUCAAUUAUGCCGGGAACCAUACGAGUUUCAGUUCUGGAGUUCAUGGACCUCCCUAGCCUAUUCCCUUCCCCAAUAUCCGUUAAGGUUUCCAUGGGUAAAAGACAUUAUGAAACCUCGGACAAAGGAGACUUCUCAUUUCCAUUGACAACGCUUCGAGAUGAUGUGAUUCUUAUAGUUCAGGAUGGUGAAGGGAACGAGAUAUCACGUGCAGGUGUUCAGGCAAAAUCAAUAGUUGAGAAAGGUUACUGGGAUGAUCAUUUUCCUCUUGAAGGAGGAGGCCGCGUGCAUUUGCAGUUCCAGUUUGCUCUUAGUGAAGAUGAUCGCAGUCGAAUUCGAAUGAUGCGAGAAACCGCUUUGAGAAGAAAACAGACUGAGCGUCAAGAUAGAAAUCUCAAAAGCUCUGGAAGCAGCCUUGCAUCAUCCUUUUAUCUAAACCCUGAGUUCUCAGAUUCGCAAAAAUGUCUUCUUCAAAUUGGAGAUCUAAGUGGUAAAGAAGCAGCUCACCAAGCUCCCUCAGCAUCACCCGAAAAUAUCCCUGAUGAGAGACCGGUUGCUGAAAACACAAACGAUAUUCACCUUGAUCAGAAUCAACAACUUUCAGUUGAGAAUAAUGCAGAUAGAAAUGAAGAUAAUCCAUCAACAGUUACUCUGUUGCAAGUAGAUAAUACUAAAUUAGUUGAGAGUAUAGUGACACAGUCACCUCAUGUCAACAAACCUUCACCAGUCGUUCAUUCAGAAGAAAAUUUGUUCCAUUCUCAAGGCUCCGAGCUCUCCAAUUCUCCAGCAAAAGGUGAAGACAAGACCCUCGAUUCUGCGAAGGCACCACCACGUGGGAGAACUCCCAGCAAUGUUAAAAAAGUAAUAAGUGCCUUUGAAAGUAGCCUAACUCAGGAUACAAAACCCCGCAUUAAACCUACCAUAAGAAAUACUCAACAUGUAGUAGAAAAGCAGCCAUCUCUGGAAGUUGUGCAGUCAAAGAAAGCCACUGAGGAACAGAAACGUAAAGUCAUUGAGGCUUUAGAUGGGACUAGAUUAUCUGAGGACCCUAGGCAAUCACGAAAGUUGAAGGGGAAAAUAAAUCAAAUUGGGGGAGAAAAUCUGAGUGAAAAGGAUAAAUUCCACAAGGAGUAUGAUGAUAACAAUGCAACGAAUGAUGAAACUUAUCAAAAGUUGCCAAACACAACCAAAUGGGAGAGAGAUACAGAUUCAGAGAGAGUGAUGGAUGCACAGCAACCAUCUACGUCGAUGGAUGAGAAGCCAGUGUACGAUAGAAAUUCAAUAACAGGUGAAAGUAAAAUGCAAGGACCCGCCCGAAAUUCGCAAGAAGUCAAUACUACAGGUACUUCGGCCAAGGAAGUUGAAUCAGUGUCACGUGUGAAGGAUGAGAAACACCGUUCCAAAAGGUCUGGUGGCUGGAUAUUUCCAGAUGAAGGAAGGCGGCUGUGUGUCACAACAGGUGGUAAUCAGAUGCUAGAUAUGGUGGGAGGUCGCACUAGUUAUACAUUUGUGCGUAAAGGAGAGAUGAAGAUUUCCAUGGAAGAGAAUAGAAGUACCUCGGAAACGAAGGCGAAUGGGGGCAAGCAUAAUUACCAGAAAAUGAUCAAACCAGAGAGUUCGGAUGAUGUAAAACCUUCCGAAGGACCACUUGCCAAUGCCUUGAAAGUUGCAAUAAUGAUUGGGUUCGGGACUCUCGUUCUCCUUACCAGACAAAAGAAAAAGAAGAAAUAACCCGUUGGGUGAAGGAUCUACACCAAUGGUCUUCGAGGGAUGGAAGCUAUUACUUCCACAAAUUCCAAUCCAUCUUUAUUUUCUCAUUCCUUUUCUUUUCUUGACCACAUAUGCCUAUUAACAAAUUUUUGGUCUUCAAUACAGAUACUGUGUCAUUAAUGUAUUUGUAAUUUCUUUCUUCACUACCCAAUUGUAUAAAUUUUCGUCUUACAUUAGUGAAUCCACUUUUAUAUUUU
This is a messenger RNA of Momordica charantia (bitter melon), 2123 nucleotides long. RefSeq lists its product as uncharacterized. Lineage: Eukaryota; Viridiplantae; Streptophyta; Magnoliopsida; Cucurbitales; Cucurbitaceae. The record is from RefSeq and is a predicted model, not a curated record.